AUGUACGAGAUAAGUCCGUACGCAACGUUCAGCAUGUCGAGCGGCGCCGUGUGCAACGAGGGCGCGGGUGCAGGUGUGGGGGGCGCGGGUGUGGGGGGUGUGGGGGGGAGCGGCACUGCGGGGGGCAGUGUGGGCGGGGCCACGGCGGCCAGCGGCACGCUGCGCACGUUCGGGCGCGCCGAGCCCGCGCCGCUCAGCGCCGCGCCGCCACGGCACCACCACCAUGAUCCAGCUGACUCAGAUGAGUACACGUUGUCGCGCGCGAUGACGUUGAUGGUGCGGCGUGGCGAGUCCGACUCCGAAUCCAGCGGCUCGCCCUGCGCUGAGUGUAGCGCCGCUGGCUAUCAGCCCGCCAAGGAUGUCAGCUUAAAAGCGGAGAGCUACGGCGCGUUCCCGGAGGAGUCGUUCCGCGGCGUGACGGACUCGAGCGCGGAGUCGUGCGCGUCCGCCGCGCGCCUCCCCGCGCGCCGCCGCCCGCGCCGACACGCGCCCAGCGCACACAGAUACCCGCAGCGUCAGGAACAGGAGAGGCGAGAUUUUACGAUACACGUUUGAAGAACGACAAUAAAGACUGCUAUAAGCGACUAGAAAUAAUUAUUACUGUUAGUAGAUUAAUAUAAACGAUUUGUUGGUUUAUUUGUAACAAAGUUUCUAAUUUUGUAAUUAACUCGAAUUAUUCGCGGCCUAUUUGGAUAUUAUAUAGAGAUGUAUCUACCAUCGACAAAAAUGGACAAAAUUGUAAAUUUCGAAAUAUUUUUUUGAUACGUAAUAGGUACUGAAUAGGUUUGUUACUGUAUAUUUAAGGAUAAACUACAAAUAUGAGAGAAGGCAUUGUAAUAAUUUUAUA
Messenger RNA from Colias croceus (clouded yellow), 847 nucleotides. RefSeq lists its product as uncharacterized. The record is from RefSeq and is a predicted model, not a curated record. The transcript is spliced from 4 exons. Lineage: Eukaryota; Metazoa; Arthropoda; Insecta; Lepidoptera; Pieridae. The coding region runs from base 1 to 555 and encodes 184 amino acids.